Racocetra persica is the source of this 1620-nucleotide messenger RNA. The record is from the annotation of a GenBank genome assembly. Lineage: Eukaryota; Fungi; Glomeromycota; Glomeromycetes; Diversisporales; Gigasporaceae.
AUGUCAGGCCAAAACCAUUCUCACACACCAUAUACCUAUGAUCCAAGUUAUGUCUCCACAACUAACACAGCGGCUUCGUCUACUGGCGAUCUAUCCCAAUCAUAUUAUGGAUACGACUAUUCAGCAUAUUCUUCUAAUGUUCCAUAUCAAAGCAGCACAAAUACUAACGUUUACGAUGGCUAUGAUUACUCUACAUACGGUAGUAGUAAUUAUUAUUAUCCCACAACAGGAGCAUCGUCCACACCGAAAGCAUCUACAGCGGCUGUGGUUGAAGCACCUCCAGCCAUUGUAAACACUGUCUCCAUGUCUUCAAAUUCAAGCAAAACUGGAAUUAUUCAUCAAGAGAGAGGAAUUAGUUCUGGUAUCCAUCAACCAAAGGACGACAUUGUAAGCGGGCAUCUUGACAUGCAAAGCGGAAUUAAUAAGCAAUCUACUUCAAAAAAGAAACCAAAGACAAUUAUUAGAGCAGCAGGAGGUGAAAUUUGGGAAGAUCCAACAUUACUAGAAUGGGACAUUAAUGACUUUCGCUUAUUUUGUGGUGAUCUCGGCAAUGAAGUCACGGACGAUAUCUUGUAUAAAGCAUUUAGCAAAUAUCCAUCUAUACAAAAAGCCAAGGUUAUCCGGGAUAAACGUACUAAUAAAAGUAAGGGAUAUGGAUUUGUAAGUUUUAAGGAUGCGGAUGAAUUUGUCAAAGCUUGGAAAGAAAUGAACGGAAAAUAUGUGGGUAAUAGACCAAUAAAAUUACGAAAAAGCGUGAUUUCUCGGCAGUUUAGAGAAAUGCCACGUGCCAGAAUCGAAGGUCUGCUCGCAUCUUUCCCAAAGUUAACAAGCGCUGGACAGCAGCAUACUACUAUUGAGACUGAACAUGUUCGAUAUGUUUAUCAGCCACUUGAUGAGCUUUAUAUGGUUCUUAUUACAAAUAGACAGUCUAAUAUCUUACAAGAUAUUGAUACUUUACAUCUAUUCGCUCGCGUGGUUUCGGAUGUAUGUCAUUCAACUGACGAGAGGGAAAUUUUAAGAAAUAGCUUCGAAUUGCUGAGUGCUUUCGAUGAAAUCGUAUCCUUAGGGUAUCGGGAAAAUGUCAAUCUCGCUCAGAAUAAAGAGCAAGAAGCUAAAGAAGAAUUAAAAAGAAGGGCUAAACAAUUGGAAAUGCAAAAAAAAGAAAUGCUCAAAAGAGGAAGUGGCACUUCAUUCGGAAGCAGUUUUGGUCAGUCUAUUAAUAGACCAUCUUCUUAUGCCGAACCACAAGUGCAAACAUCCUUUGAAGAAGGCAUACGUUCUACGUAUAGUAGUUCUCCGACUCCAACACCUUCUAAAGCUAAGGGUAUGCAAUUAGGCCGAAAACAGAAAGGUGCAGAUUUGUUUGAGGCUGUUAAGAAUGAAGUUGGAUUUGAUGAUGUAUCCGAAAAGGCUAGUGUUAAAGGUACAUCUAUUCCAAAGGUCCCCGUUGAAAGUGUUCACUUAUCAAUCACUGAAAAAAUAUCUCUUCAGGCUAACAGAGAUGGUGGCCUCGAGAAUUUAGAGGUAAAAGGGGAUUUGGAACUUACUAUUUCUGAUCCAAACAUGACACGAAUCAAGAUUUCUGUUCGUGCGGUUGAUGAUGGCAAUCUGCAGCUUAAG